Messenger RNA from Populus euphratica (Euphrates poplar), 712 nucleotides. RefSeq names its product dynein light chain 1, cytoplasmic-like. Gene Ontology annotation, molecular function: dynein intermediate chain binding. Bases 83 to 574 code for a protein of 163 amino acids. The transcript is spliced from 2 exons. Gene Ontology annotation, cellular component: cytoplasmic dynein complex. Gene Ontology annotation, biological process: microtubule-based process. NCBI's taxonomy places the organism in Eukaryota, Viridiplantae, Streptophyta, Magnoliopsida, Malpighiales, Salicaceae. The record is from RefSeq and is a predicted model, not a curated record.
CAAGCAAGCUAGCACAGCUUAUUUAUUCUCUCCGCAGAGCUCCAUUCUUUGUCUUCACACAUAUUCUCUUUGUUUAUUAUUCAUGGAUAUCAUUAAAUCCCAAAGACAGAAAGAGGAGCGAGCUACUGGCUUGAAACAACAUUUUUUCACUGCUCAAAACAGGCAAGAAGAAGAGACAUUAAUAAUGGCCCAAGAUAGGUCUCCGACAGAGGAAGUCAUGAAGCUAGCUGCCAUUGCAUUAAGCUUAAAUGUAAGGCUAAGAUCUUCCGACAUGCCAGUCGACAUGCAAGAACGUGCCCUUCGCUAUGCAAGAUCAUUUCUCGACGACCCAUCAAUAUCAUCAGCUCCCAAACACCGCCCCAAUCCUACCCUCCUUGCUCGAGCCCUCAAGAAGGAAUUUGACUCGGUAUAUGGGGUGGCCUGGCACUGUGUGGUGGGGAAGAGUUUUGGGUCGUUUGUGACUCACUCACCUGGUGGGUUCAUGUACUUCUCUAUCGACUCGCUGUUUAUUGUUCUCUUCAAAACAGAGGUGAAGUUGGUCACGGAAAUGGAACCUUCUUCCCAGAUCAGCUGACUCGAUUUGAAGGCUGAAAAUGCUGUGUAGUUGCUGACUUUGACUGCCACGGGCCAUCUCUUGAGAAACGAUACCUGUCUUGAAUUUUUGCUUGUUUUUGCCACCUAAUUAGAAAGAAACAAGAACACCAUUUUCUUU